Molecule: messenger RNA, 1656 nt
Organism: Pseudopodoces humilis (Tibetan ground-tit)
Lineage: Eukaryota; Metazoa; Chordata; Aves; Passeriformes; Paridae
Gene: TRIM13
Product: tripartite motif containing 13
Molecular function (GO): zinc ion binding
Source: RefSeq, a predicted model, not a curated record
GCCGCCGCUUUGAGCGCGGGCUGGAGUGAAGUUAAACUUAAUUAAAAUAAAAAAAUAAAAAAAUCAACAUUAAAGCCCCAUCUUUCCUCUGGAAAUUAAAAUCUAGCGGACAGUGAGUGCAGCCCCUGCUGUUCUUUUUCUGCAGCUGUCGCCGUGGCGUGAGGCAACCGGUGCAGCCUCCUAAAGGACGGAUUGCACAGGCAGAGCCCAGCUCCUGAGCACCGGGGCAGCGGCUGGUGGCAGACUGGUGUCACGAUGAGCAGCAACGGUAGCAGAGAUGUUUGUGUGCCCUGAGUGAAGGCUCUGGCGCCGGACACAGUCAAGCAGAAUAUACGCUGGUGUGGUGGAAGUAAGGCAAAAGUCAGCUGGACAUGAUGGAGCUCCUAGAAGAAGAUCUGACCUGCCCCAUUUGCUGUAGCCUGUUUGAUGAUCCUCGUGUCCUGCCCUGUUCACACAAUUUCUGCAGAAAGUGUCUAGAAGGAAUUCUUGAGGGAAAUGUGCGAAAUGUGCUUUGGAGGCCAUCCCCUUUCAAGUGCCCCACAUGCAGGAAGGAGACUCCUGUCACUGGAGUCAACAGCUUGCAGGUCAACUAUUCCCUGAAAGGUAUCGUGGAGAAGUACAACAAAAUCAAAGUAACUCCAAAAAUGCCUGUGUGCAAAGUGCACAGCGGACAACCCCUUAACAUUUUUUGCCGGACAGACAUGCAGCUGAUCUGUGGGGUUUGUGCCACCCGUGGCGACCACACAAAGCAUGUUUUCUGUUCCAUUGAGGAAGCUUAUUCCCAGGAGAAGCGGGCUUUUGAAACCUUGUUUCAGGGCUUCGAAACUUGGCGUUGUGGAGAUGCCCUCUCACGGCUGGAUACCUUAGAGACCAGUAAGAGGAAAGCUCUGCAGAUGCUGACGAAAGAUUCUGACAAAGUGAAGGAGUUCUUUGAGAAGCUGCAACACACGUUGGAGCAGAAGCGAAAUGAGAUCCUGUCUGACUUUGAGACCAUGAAGCUUGCAGUGAUGCAGGCAUACGAUCCAGAAAUCAAUAAACUGAACACGAUUCUACAAGAGCAGCGGAUGGCUUUUAACAUUGCGGAGGCCUUCAAAGAUGUGUCUGAACCCAUUAUAUUUCUGCAACAGAUGCAGGAGUUCAGGGAAAAAAUCAAGGUGCUCAAAGAAACCCCUUUACCUUGUUCCACUGUGGACAUCAGUCCCACAAUGAAGAGCUUUGAUACCAGCCAGUGGAAUGGAAUAAAACUUGUUGAUGUGGACAAACUUUCCUUGCCUCAGGAAAGCAACACUUUCAAAUUCAAGAUUCCCUCUGUCUUUUCACGCAGAUUUAUAGUGAACUCUCUUAUUUUCUUGCUCAUUCUUGCUGUCACCAGAAUGUCCUUUGUGGAGUCAGUCAUUGACAAUCUCCAGUGCUGGAAAUCUCAGUUCCUUACAAUUUGCUUGUCCUAUUUGGCAGAUACCGUGGAGAUAGCAGAUCAUGCAGUCUUUUACUGGGAACAAAUGACAGAUGGAGCCUCACUUUUAAGAGAAAAGUGUAAAAACUAUACGUUGGUUGUACUGGAUAACGUUGCACAGUUUGUGUGCAAAUAUAAACUGUUGUGAAGUGUCUGCUGGAAUAUAAGAACUAAGAGAGAUCUGGGGAAGAAAGCAUGGAACU